Messenger RNA from Centruroides sculpturatus (bark scorpion), 411 nucleotides. Its product is annotated as catenin beta-like. The record is from RefSeq and is a predicted model, not a curated record. Gene Ontology annotation, cellular component: adherens junction; catenin complex. Gene Ontology annotation, biological process: cell adhesion; positive regulation of transcription by RNA polymerase II. NCBI's taxonomy places the organism in Eukaryota, Metazoa, Arthropoda, Arachnida, Scorpiones, Buthidae. Bases 109 to 396 code for a protein of 95 amino acids. The transcript has 2 exons. Gene Ontology annotation, molecular function: transcription coactivator activity; protein phosphatase binding; cadherin binding.
GAUAUAUAAAUUUAUUUUAUAACUUCAUUUAGUUCUGCUGUAGAAUCAGUGGUAUGUUAUGCUAUAACUACACUUCAUAAUUUGCUCUUGCAUCAAGAAGGAUCUAAAAUGGCAGUUAGAUUAGCUGGUGGUCUACAGAAGAUGGUAGUUCUACUUCAAAGAAGCAAUGUGAAAUUUUUAGCUAUCGUUACUGAUUGUCUGCAAAUUCUUGCUUAUGGAAAUCAAGAAAGCAAGUUAAUAAUUUUGGCAAGUGGGGGUCCUGCUGAAUUAGUGCGAAUUAUGCGUUGUUAUACAUAUGAAAAAUUAUUAUGGACAACAUCAAGAGUUUUAAAAGUACUCUCUGUAUGUAGUAGCAAUAAACCAGCAAUAGUAGAAGCAGGUACAAAUUUUUUAUGAAUUCAUUGAUAAUCG